AUGGAUAAUGGUUAUCAUACCCAAGCAGUCCUACUAUUUAGGGUGGUUCAGCCUGUUGUUGCUACAAAGCCUGGGGAGAGACCCGCUAUGUUAGAUGAUGAGUUGAAGAGGUUGAGAGGUUCACCAAGUUGUUUCCCACUCACUUUAGUGUGGAGUCCAACAAAGUUGAUUUCACGGUAUUUCAGAUACAUGGUUUUGCCAAGAGGUGGUGGCAGGUCUUGUGUUGUUACUAUUAAUAGUUUUGAUGCUGUAGUUGAUCUUUUGUUGUUGAAUAUGAUUGUGACUUUGGCUAUGUCGGGGUUACCUAGAUUAGAGUGGAGAAGGACCCAUGGUCACUCCACUAUCACGAUGGUUUCAUAUUAUAAGGCUCAACGUAUGGUUGAGAAGGGGUGUCUGGCAUAUUUGGCUUAUACCCAUGGUUCUAGAGCGGAGGUUCCUUCUAUGGAUUCGGCACCGUUGUGGCUCAGUUUCCUAAGGUGUUUCUUACAAACUUGCUGGCCUAUUUCUAUUCCAUUGUACUGCAUGGCUCCAACUGAGUUGAAAGAAUUGAAGGAUCAGUUGCAAGAUUUGCUUGACAAUGGAUUCAUUAGACCGAUUGUCUCACCUUGGAGCAUGAUGGGUGCUAAGGUGUUUUCCAAGAUUGAUUUGAGAUCUGGAUACCAUCAGGUGAAGAUUAAGGCAUCAGAUGUUCCUAAGACAACUUUUAGGACUCGAUAUGGUCACUACGAGUUCUUGGUGAUUUCAUUUGGCUUGACUAAUGCUCAAUCCUCAUUUUUGGAGCGCAUCAAGGCUCGCCAAUUUGAUGAUCCUUACUUGUUGGUGUUGAAAGACACAAUGCAGCGGGGUGGUGUCAAGGAGGUUUUGAUUAGAGAUGAUGGUGUUAUGCGGCUUCAGGGCCAAAUUUGUGUUCCUAAUGUUGAUGGGUUGAGAGAGUUGAUCCUCGAGGUAAAAGUGAUUCGGGAGUGGCUUUGUACAGCUCAGGCCAGACAAAAGAGUUAUGCGGACCGGAAGGUUCGAGAUGUGGCUUACAUGGAAGAGGUACAUUCAGUAUUUCGCAUUUCUAUGCUUCGGAAGUACUAUGAGGAUAGGUUGCAUGUUUUGGACUUUAACACUUUGCAGCUUGAUGAGAAUUUGACCUAUGAAGAAGAGCCGAGAGUUAGUCAAGUGGCCUAUAAGCUCGAGAUACCUCAAGAUAUGUCCUUAGUACACCCAGUGUUUCAUGUUUCCAUGUUAAAGAAGGUAGUUGGAGAUCCAUCUCUCAUUGUUCAGGUGGAUGCUUUUGAGGUUAAUGAGGAGUUGACCUACGAAGAGAUUCCGGUUGCCAUUCUUGAUAGAAAAGUUUGGAAGUUGUGGAAUAAAGAGAUUGCCUCUGUGAAAGGGCUAUGA
Messenger RNA from Nicotiana attenuata, 1386 nucleotides. RefSeq lists its product as uncharacterized. The coding region runs from base 1 to 1386 and encodes 461 amino acids. The transcript is spliced from 10 exons. The record is from RefSeq and is a predicted model, not a curated record. Lineage: Eukaryota; Viridiplantae; Streptophyta; Magnoliopsida; Solanales; Solanaceae.